Molecule: messenger RNA, 1585 nt
Organism: Zerene cesonia (dogface butterfly)
Lineage: Eukaryota; Metazoa; Arthropoda; Insecta; Lepidoptera; Pieridae
Product: chymotrypsin-C-like
Exons: 8
Coding region: 165-1481 (438 amino acids)
Biological process (GO): proteolysis
Molecular function (GO): serine-type endopeptidase activity
Source: RefSeq, a predicted model, not a curated record
UCUAUUCACGUCACAAUGUUAAAUGUGUAAAAAAUAAUUAAUAAAGAGUUUUUCUUGUGUGUUUGAAAGAACGAGUAAUAGUUUAGAUAAAAAUAGAAGUUUGGAAUCUUUAGUGUCUGAGAUAACUAAGUUUACAUUAUUGGGUGUCCAUAAACUCUUUAUAAAUGAAGACAGUUCUUAUAUUCAUUGUGUCCAUAAUAACUGUUAGGACGGAUACAGAAUGGAGAUUAGUGGGCGCUCCCCUUCUCCAUGUCCAUCCUUGUAAUGAUACCGAUGAUGUGAACGUGUCCUACGAGCCAGGGAAGCCUCCGGAAGAAGAGAAUGAGUAUAAAUUGCAGAUCAGUAAAGCGUUUCCAGCGCAAACGGUGAUGGUUUUGAAGUUUGAUGCAGAAGCUAGUAUUUCAUUGGCUGACAAAUCAUAUGCAAGGUUAUCGGUAGAUGAUAAUGAUGAUUUUAAUGUAAGAUUUUUCAAAUCGCAUGAAGGAAUAACAUUUAAUAUAAAAGGACCUCUGAAUAGUCACGUGGUGCCAUAUUUGACUUAUUUGGAAAUAAAUAGCGCGAAUUAUUGCCGGAAUGCAAAAGUGGGCUACCUCGACCAAUAUAUUGAGGGUUAUAAAGACCACGCGGAAACCAGAAAGAAGUUACAUGAUCAGUCCUGUGGCAGACGCAAAAUUAAAUACACGGAACUGAUUGUGAACGGAGCUAGCACGCAACCAGGGGACUGGCCCUGGCAUGUAGCUAUAUACAAACUGGAUAGAAGUAUUGUUAAGUAUAUAUGUGGGGGGACUUUGAUAUCGAAGAGGUUUGUUUUGACAGCUGCACACUGUACUACUGUUCGAGGUGCUCCAUUAUUACCCGAAAUAUUGAGUGUGGUUCUGGGUAAAUAUAAUUUGAUUGGAGGCGAUAUUGAUUCUGAUGAACGAGAGGUUCACUUGAUAAUAGUACAUGAAGACUUUAUGGCUAAAAAUCUUAAUAACGAUAUAGCUUUACUAAAACUGAAGACAGAAGUGAGUUACAAUGACUACAUUCAGCCAGCUUGUAUCUGGCAGGCUAGUGCUUAUGAUAGACUGCCAACUAAUAGGGUUUAUGGAACAGUCGUAGGCUGGGGCUUUGAUAGCACAGAUCAUCUAUCUACGCAAUUACGGAGCGCCACUAUGCCGAAAGUAUCAGAAAGUAUGUGCAUUAAGAGGAAUCCCGUUUUCUAUGCGACUGUACUGAAUGAGAAGAAAUUUUGUGCUGGAUUAAAUAAUGGCACCUCAGCGUGCAAUGGUGACAGCGGCGGUGGGUUCACAGUCUUCGUUCCCGAUGUACCAAAGGACACUUCAGAGAACGCCACCGGCGCGUGGUACGUCAGAGGUGUAGUGUCCCUCAGUGCCAAGCGCAGUGACGCGCCAGUGUGCGAUCCGUACCAGUAUGUCGUGUUCACAGAUGUCGCUAAAUACAAUGGUUGGAUAAGAAAACACGUGGACCAUCAAAUCUAAAAUAAACUCUAGAUGUAUGGAAUAAUUUUUAUGUUGUACACAUACCAUAGUAAGAGAGAGAGAGAUUAAGAUGCCCUAUAUCUGUAUUAAAGAUUAUAAUAGUG